ACCCCAGAUCUCAUUACAUAUUAACACGACCGUUCACUUUCUAGAAUGUCCUCCUCCAGUCCUCCUCCAUAUAUUAUUCUAUCUCUAUACAUGCAUCAAAUCAUAAAAUGCAAUAAGUGGAGCCACAAAUCCCACUAAAGUCACCCUCACUAGAUCUCAUUACAUAUGUAUACGACCGUGCACUUUCGAGAAUGUCCUCCUCCAUAUAUUAUGAUAUCUACACGCAUCAAACCAUAAAAUGCAAAAAUUGUACCCACAAAACCUAAGAAAGUCAUCUCUCUCCAGUCUCCACUAUGGGCAGUUUUCUCUCCUUCUUUCUUAUUUCUUCUCGAACACUAGCCCUCGUCCUAAUUUCCGUCACAGGAGAAACCCUUGAAUCUAAUUUCUUGCAUCACAAGAAAGAGAAACUAACUCAUUUCAGAGUAUACUGGCACGAUAUUGUAACCGGCCAAGAUUCGUCUUCGGUGUCAAUCAUGAAUCCUCCGAAAAAAUACACGGGGGCAACGGGCUUUGGUCUCAUGCGUAUGAUUGAUAACCCUUUAACGCUCACACCAAAAUUAAGCUCCAAAAUGGUGGGAAGGGCACAAGGGUUUUAUGCAGGCACAUCUAAAGAAGAAAUAGGAUUAUUGAUGGCUAUGAAUUUUGCGAUUCUUGAUGGGAAAUACAAUGGAAGCACGAUCACAGUGUUAGGAAGAAAUUCAGUGUUUGAUAAGGUGAGGGAGAUGCCAGUGAUUGGAGGAAGUGGACUUUUCCGAUUUGCUAGGGGUUAUGUUCAAGCUAGCACACAUGAGUUUAAUCUCAAGACAGGGAACGCCAUCGUUGAGUAUAAUUGUUAUCUUUUGCACUACUAAUUUGUCAUUUCUAGUUUAUUAUUAUUUAUUGUAAGGUUUUUCUUCUUCACAUAGUGGUGGUGGUGGCCUGGUGGGGGACAGUGUUUCAGUCACUUUGACUACUUUUUCCUAGAAUUUAGAUCGCACUACUGGAGUAGACAUAUGAUAGCUCACAAUAUAAAGCAUUCAUGUUAUUUAUCACUAAACCAUUUAAGUUCUUAGUAAGCCAUACAUUAUGUUAAAUAUUAGUAAGUGAACAUUGAAGUGGAAGACUAUUUCCACUCAGUAUAUACACUUCAACUUCUUUUUUUCUAUCACCGCGGUUAAGAUGAUGGCUAUAGUACACAUUAGGAGUGUAAUAGAAGACUGGAGUGUAAUAGAAAUGGUUAAUACUAAAACUAGCGAGGCCAACACAGUAUUAUAAACGCUGUUUUUGCCCCAACUUUUUGGCAAAUGAAUAAGCUACAGUAUAAUAUUUAGGCAUGUCCAUUU
Messenger RNA from Arabidopsis thaliana (thale cress), 1322 nucleotides. RefSeq names its product Disease resistance-responsive (dirigent-like protein) family protein. The record is from RefSeq and is marked reviewed. Gene Ontology annotation, cellular component: apoplast. Lineage: Eukaryota; Viridiplantae; Streptophyta; Magnoliopsida; Brassicales; Brassicaceae. The transcript has a single exon. Bases 294 to 851 code for a protein of 185 amino acids.